This is a messenger RNA of Anopheles coustani, 2547 nucleotides long. RefSeq names its product cell division cycle protein 16 homolog (gene Cdc16). NCBI's taxonomy places the organism in Eukaryota, Metazoa, Arthropoda, Insecta, Diptera, Culicidae. The transcript has 4 exons. The record is from RefSeq and is a predicted model, not a curated record. Gene Ontology annotation, molecular function: protein binding. Gene Ontology annotation, biological process: cell division. The coding region runs from base 115 to 2427 and encodes 770 amino acids.
UUUGAAGAAAGCAAAUAUAGCUUUGGUCCAGUAAUCUUGAGUUCAAUAGUCCGCGUAAAAGUUGGCGAAGUAAACAGAUUGAGCAGAACAUUUCUAGCAAUCAAAGGACACGCAAUGAGGACGGAUACACAACGCGGCAUGGAGCAACAAGAGCUAGUUGAUGUUGAUUGUUAUAGAAAGUUGGUGAAAAAUUUUGUUGAUUUGCGCCGUUAUCAAACGGCAUUAUUUUGGGCCGAAAAAGUAACUGUCCUCAGUAAUAAUGACCCUCUUGACGUGUACUGGGAAGCCCAGUGUAUGUUUUUGUUGCGCCAGUUUCAUCGAGCAGCUUAUACCAUUCGCAGCAGGGGGCUGGAGAAAACGAACCUACUCUGCCACUAUUUGGUAGCGGAAUGUUUGACCGAGGCAAAAGAGUUCCAGUCUGCACUGACUAUUCUUAACUCGGUCGACUGCGAAAAGCUACCACUAGCAAUGACCGGCGGGCGUGGCGAAGAAAAUGAAUCAAUCAAAAUCAAAGACGAAUCUGUGGCACAUGAAAGCAAUGAUGGUAGCAUUUGUGAAGAUUCGUAUAAAAAUGAUAUUCUUGCAUCAGUCUAUUUUCUGAAGGGAAAAGUACUUGAAGCCAUGGAUAAUCGUGUCCUUGCAAUGGAUUGUUAUGUGCAGGCACUGCACAAAUCCGUUCACUGCACAGAAGCGCUUGAUGCACUUGUGCAGCAUGAUAUGUUGAUGGCCUGGGAGGAGAAGGAGCUUAUACAACACAUUCCAAUGGCACAGCAAUGCACGGAAUCGGAGAAGAAAAUUAUGAAGCGACUAUACGAAAGUAAAUUGAAGAAAUACUACGAAUCGAUAGCGCCGAAUCCGAACCUGGAACAUCCGCCCGUGCCAUCCAUGAAUACCAGCUUGUGGCACGAGAUUAAAGAGAAAAUGAAAAACAGCAAAAAUAAUGAAACUCAAAAGCCUUCAGUCUCCAAGUACCUAUCUCCGGCGGUACGGCAAAGAUCAAAGCAUCCACAGAUCAUGUCACCGGCGAACAAAUUGCUCCAGGAUCUUAAAACCACACCUUCGUAUCUGAUACAUACUUCAUUGACCAAGGCUUCACUUCUUGGGACGAGUGUUUCGGCAGGGUCGACGAUACUUAGUUCUGGUGGGCCCAAUUGCUCCCGUCAGGAAACUUCGUUCCGGAUCCAUCGCCCACCGGUUACACCAGGCUCCUCGUCCGUUCUCACGUUGGCGCAAUCCAUGAGUAAGCUAGAGCUUAGUAUCGAUUUGAUGAUUGCUCGUGCGGAGAAAUACUUUUACAACUGCGACUACCGUCAGUGUAUGAAAAUUCUAGAAGAAAUAUUGAAACGAGAUCCGUACCACAAGCGUUCAUUAACGGUACAGAUCGGUUGCUUGGCAGAAAUGAAAAAUUUCAACCGAAUGUUUUACGUCGCUCACAAGUUGGUCGACUUCCAUCCGGAUGAUGCAAUUGCAUGGUACGCCGUGGGAUGCUACUAUGAUAUAAUCGGAAAGAGCGAUCCCGCAAGGCGCUACCUCUCCAAGGCAACUUCACUCGAUCGUCUGUACAGUCCGGCCUGGCUAGCCUACGGCCAUUCGUUCGCGAAGGAGAACGAACACGACCAAGCGAUGGCAGCUUACUUUAAGGCCACGCAGCUAAUGCGCGGAUGCCAUCUGCCGUUGCUGUAUAUCGGGGUAGAGUGUGGACUGACGAAGAAUCCGGAAAUGGCGGAGAAGUUUUUCUACCAGGCAAUGUCGAUCGCACCGCUCGAUGUGUUCGUACUGCAUGAACUAGGUGUGAUUAAGUUUGACUACGAGCAAUACGAGAGCGCAGAGGAGAUAUUUCGUAGCACGCUGGAUAUGGUACGCACCAUGGCGAAGCAGAACAACGAACAGAUUACCGCUCGAUGGGAACCUCUAAUCAACAAUCUGGGACACUGCUGUCGCAAGAAUAAAAAGUAUGAGGAAGCGCUAGAAUUUCACCAAUGGGCCCUCUCAUUGAAACCCCAGAAUGCCGUAACUUACACGGCUAUAGGGUUUGUUCACGCCUUGAUGGGAGAGUUAACAUUAGCCGUUGAUGCUUUCCACAAGAGCUUAUCCCUCAAGCGAGACGAUGUAUUCACAACUACUAUAUUAAAAUACGCCAUAGAGGACUUGGCAGAGGAGCAGUCACUUCCAUUCUACUCGGUGGAUGACGUUGAGGUUGAUGUUGACGCACCAAAUAUUGAUGAAGCAGAGGAACCGAAGGGUGACGAAAAUCUCGUCGAUGACCCUUCCACGGAACGGGAUAUGGGUAGUGCAAACAGUGCCAACGAUGAUGCUCAUGGAACAAGUCGGCCAACGUUACGUAUGCAGUUGAACUUUGACGACUGGUACAACAAAACUCCUCCAAUGAGCGACACUAGUGCUGAUGAUAUGAGUAUCGAUAUCUAGAUGGUAGUCGAUUGGUGAAAUUCCAUCUGUCGCUCAGCUCAAGGGAGACACAAAAUCUCUGUACUGUUAGUUUUGUGAUUUCAAUAAAGAUCCCAUGUUCACCAUCGAAACAAUCAAAAU